AUGAACUCCAUCUAUAGGGGAAUUGACUUCCCCCCUGCGGUUGUCGUGGAUGUUAUUGUCGAUCACCUUGAUCUGCAGUCCAUCAAAGCCUUACGCCUGACCAACAGGGCCUGGAGCAAACUAUGCUUGGGCCCCCGCUUCAAAUCCUUCAUUCGCCAUCAAACCACUAAUUUGACGGCCGAAAGCUUGAAAUCUCUGAUGGAGCUGGCCUGUCAUCCUGACCUAGGUUCAGUAGUGAAGCAACUGACUAUUUUGGCGGAUGUGUAUGAUCCAUCUCUUCUGAAGAGAGUUCUCCACACGAGACGAUGUGAAGACCGGACCCGCAUGCCUCGCCUCACAGCGAGGGAUUGUACGCAGGAUGAGCUGGAGCAAGCACGGGCAGGGUUGCAAUGGCUGGAAGAGAAAUCAUUGACGUGCCUCCUUGUCGAUGAGGACGUUAUCGGGAAGAUUCUGGCAACUAUUCUCGACCACUUUGGACAGCUUGAUUUGAUCGCCUUGGAAGCCACCAUGACAACUGCACCCCGCGGAGACAUCUUCAAGUCAUUAGGCGAGUGGCACAUCAUUUGGGUGCAAGCGACCCAGGUUUAUCAUAUUGCCAUGACUGCUCUCGCUCAGAGUCGCAUUGAAGUGGAGGCCCUGAGCGUGUAUCGCGAAACCAUACGCUGCGGUGUUCCUUCGAAUGAGAUCACCGAUUUCAUGAACAAUCUCGAUGCGAAAGGGUGGGCCUUUUCUUCCGGCCAAUCAAUCAAAUACUUUGCCCUUGAUUUGUCUAUGCGGGUUGACUCCAAUCCAGAAAGGUUGGCUGAAGAACGGGAUCAACUGGAAAGGUAUGAACGUGAGAACCGUCGGAGGUGGACAGGGAAUCUGGGAGCGUUGCAAGCGGAUCUGCAUCCCGAGGCUGUCGCGGAGGACAACUUCCCUGGUGUUGCUCGUCUUUUGCAAAAGAUGCCGAACCUGGAAUCGUUGGUUCUCAGUCUGCGUCGCACAGUGAAAGGGGAUGUAAAUCCCUACCACCAACUCUUUGAUGCGAUCGCUGAGAUCCAUCUUCCACUGCUCGGAACACUUUCACUACUCGGCAUUUACGCUACCUCAGACUCACUAUUACGCUUCCUGCAACAUCACCCCACCAUUAGGGAGUUAUCUCUGGAAAAGAUCGAUCUUAGCUCUGGAUCAUGGGAGCCUGUCCUGCAGCACAUUCAACAAAUGCCAUCAUUGACCAGAGUCAUAUUAUCAAGGAUCGCAGUAGCUGGAGAAACAGUAAAUUUACGACCAGCGGAUGACACGGAAAAGAGGGAUAGUCUAUGUCAUCCCGACUACUUCUGUUGUAUCCGGGGUGUCUUUGUCCACCGGAGAGAGUUUGAUGCAGCUUCCAUCCGGGAGGGAUUCCAAUUCUGCCAGCGAGAUCAAGGGCCCCCGGAGAUGACAUAUGCAUUUACGGAUUUUCUGGUGUAUGAUCAUGAGGUCUAUGGGCUGCCAUAGCGUUAGUGCGUCCGUUCAAUAGAUCCGCAUUGGAUCCAGUCGAAAUGAAGCUUGCGCUCUCUCG
Aspergillus ibericus CBS 121593 is the source of this 1543-nucleotide messenger RNA. RefSeq lists its product as uncharacterized. The transcript has a single exon. NCBI's taxonomy places the organism in Eukaryota, Fungi, Ascomycota, Eurotiomycetes, Eurotiales, Aspergillaceae. The coding region runs from base 1 to 1479 and encodes 492 amino acids. The record is from RefSeq and is a predicted model, not a curated record.